This is a messenger RNA of Ichthyophthirius multifiliis, 1650 nucleotides long. Its product is annotated as prolyl 4- beta polypeptide, putative. Gene Ontology annotation, biological process: response to endoplasmic reticulum stress; protein folding. The transcript is spliced from 2 exons. Gene Ontology annotation, molecular function: protein disulfide isomerase activity. Gene Ontology annotation, cellular component: endoplasmic reticulum. The record is from RefSeq and is a predicted model, not a curated record. Lineage: Eukaryota; Ciliophora; Oligohymenophorea; Hymenostomatida.
AUGACAAAACUAUAAAUUCUAUUAAAUAUCUUUAUAGUAUCAAUAGCUGUCUCAAUUUUAUAUUUCCAUAAUCAACCCCAAUCUUCCUAAAAUAAAACUACUUAAGAAUAAACUUAAACUACCUAAAAGGAAGAAUCCAAACCUAACUAGAAGCAAGAUGCCAAAUAUUCAGCUAAAGAUGUAAAAAAGAACUCAUAAACUUAAUCUAUGCCUCCUACAGUUGAAGAUGGUGUAUAUGUAUUGACUGAUAUGAAUUAUUAAGAAUUUAUAUAAAAACAUGAGUAUGUAUUAAUUGAAUUAUAUGCUCCUUGGUGUGGACAUUGUAAAUAAUUAGCCCCUGAAUAUGCAAAGGCAGCUCAAGCAUUAGCAAAUAAGAACUCAACAAUAGUUUUAGCAAAAGUUGAUGCUACUGAAUAGAAGAAAAUAGCACAAUUAUUCAAAGUAUAAGGUUUCCCAACAUUAAAAUUAGUAAAUAAUGGAGAUUUAAAUAACUUAAUUAAUUUUUCUGCUAGAACAGAAGACAAAAUAUUAGCUUCUUUAGAAAAAAAGACUGAGAAACAUUCACUAAAAGUAGAGAGUCAAUAAUAAUUAGAUGAAUUGAAAGAAAAAAGCGAAGUUAUGUUCGUUUAUUUCGGAAAUCCUGAAUAAGAAUAAACUUAAUGGAGUGUAUUUAAAAAUGCAGCCUAAAAUUACGACGAUUUUAUUUUUGCUUAUAUAGAUAAUGAAGAAAUUAGAAAAAAUGAAAAUGCUUAAAACUUUAGAGUUGUUUUAUACAAAUAAUUCGAUAAUAAAAGAGACGAUUUUUUAUCCUCAAGACCUUUUUUGAAUUCUAAUUUUAAGGAUUUCCUUGAAAAUUCUUCAACACCUCUUUUACUUAAGUAUAAUGAUAGGGGUAUUGAUAAAGUCUUUGCUAAAAAAAACCCUGCUCUUAUUCUUUUCACUAAUGAUUUGAACUCUGAAGUUGCUCUUAUUUUUAGAUAGGCUGCUGAAGAAAAUAAAACUAAAAAUAAUAAUGUACUUUUCUCAGUUUGUUAACCUGGGGAAGAAAUACAUGAAAAAUUAAGUAAUUAUGUAGGAGUAGAUCCUUUGAAAAUACCCAAUUUAAUACUUGUUAAUUAAUAAAAAGAUUUAGAUAAAUACUAGUUCAGUUAAGAGUUUACUAAAGAAAAUAUAUUAGACUUUAUUGUGUAGUUUAAAUAAGGAAAACUUAAAAAAUAUAUCAAGUCUUAACCUAUCCCCGAAAAAAAUAACGAAAAUGUAGUCACUUUAGUAGGAAAUACAUUUGAAGAUAUGGUAAUUAAAAGUGAAAAAGACGUUCUUGUUGAAUUCUAUGCACCUUGGUGUGGUCAUUGUAAAAAAUUAGAACCUAUUUAUGAGGAGUUAGCAAGAAAAUUAAAGGAUAAUAGUAAUUUAGUAUUAGCUAAAAUCGAUGCUACUAAUAAUGAAAUCGCUGGAAUUCAAAUUAAUGGAUAUCCUUCUAUUAAAUUUUAUGCUAAAGGUAAAAAAAAAACGCCAAUUGAUCAUGAAGGAAACAGGGAAGAAAAAGAUAUUAUUGAAUUUAUUAAAAAGCAUACGACUUAUCCUUGGGUAGAACCUUAAUAAGAAGAAUAAAAAAAAGAAUAAUAAUAAGAAAAGAAAGAAGAUAUUUGA